AUCCACUACUGUAUGUAAUCGCUGUCAAAAUGACAAUGAUAAGAUAUUUGUCUACCGUAGGUUUAUGCAAACAAGUAAACUAUUCAGAAACACAGUAUCGAUUCACGAAAGAACUCGACACCGCAUUUUUUUCAUCAGCCAGCAAUCGUCAGCUUUCAGGCUCUUGAUACUGUAUGUUUGUUUUCCCAGAUACCGACUGGUAAAUCCUUGUCGUUUUAAGCUCCCGAUUCGGUACAUGUUUGAUGUACAUACAGUACAUACUCUUUCUAAUCCUAGUAUGCUAUGCAUAUACAUAUUUCUGGUUCAAAGCACAGUUUAUGGCAACUCCUUCUGAUCUUGUCCGGUUUGCGAGCAACUUGUUAUCAAAUGAUCCACAUGAAGGGCAAUGCGAUCAGAAUCCACA
Messenger RNA from Zychaea mexicana, 403 nucleotides. RefSeq lists its product as uncharacterized. The coding region runs from base 65 to 334 and encodes 89 amino acids. The transcript has 3 exons. The record is from RefSeq and is a predicted model, not a curated record. Lineage: Eukaryota; Fungi; Mucoromycota; Mucoromycetes; Mucorales; Lichtheimiaceae.